Messenger RNA from Trypanosoma brucei brucei TREU927, 1722 nucleotides. RefSeq lists its product as hypothetical. NCBI's taxonomy places the organism in Eukaryota, Euglenozoa, Kinetoplastea, Trypanosomatida, Trypanosomatidae. Bases 1 to 1722 code for a protein of 573 amino acids. The transcript has a single exon. The record is from RefSeq and is a predicted model, not a curated record.
AUGGAGUACCCAGCGGAGUUCCACACACCGUCCACAGUGUAUCAAGAGGGAUGUACGACGUCUCCAAGUCCCACACCGAUGUUCCCCAAGGUUUCAAAUUUGGUGACAGGCAUUUGGGAGCGGCCUUCCGAAUCUCACGAUGCUGGCUGUCUUAAGGAUUACGCUGUGCGUGAAAUGCGGGAUGCUACGCAAUCUAACGCCCAACCGACGUCAGUGCCAUCCCCUCGGUGCACAUCCAAUGUAAAUGACGGUUUCAGGAUCCCCCCUUACGACACGUUUCUGCCUACGUGUGAUAAAGAGAGGUCCCAAAUUUCUGCGCCCACAGUGGAUGGGGUUUCCAUCAAUGCCCUCUCCAGCCUCUUCAGCAGUGAACCCAUAUUGGCCGAGAAUACGGUACCAAGCGGUGACUGGGAUGUCUUCUUCCCUUUGAGGGAGUGUUGGAACAGUUCUUCCCGCCCGCCGACACCGACCAUACCACUCGGUGUUUGUGCUAACAUUACUGAUACUCCUCCAAAGCUGCAUUUGUCGAACGCGAUUGGGGAAGUUUGUCCGCAGAGCGCAGAUAUGCAAAGGCCCUUCUUUUCGCUAGAGGAGGAUACAGAGAGUGAGGAAGUUUGCGCACUCCCGGUGAACUUUGGUACAACCUACUGUUCUGAGGGGAACAUUGUCGAAGCCCUCAUUGCGCAGCUCGCAGCGAAUGGCGACAGCGUGGUGCCAACUUCGAUCAACAAAGUUUAUGCACCCCAAGGCCAGAGGACAUCAUCUGCUAUGUCUUCGUUUCAAGAGGGAACGGUACGCAACGCAAAACGGGGCGCAGCCGUCUCUGACCCUCUCGCAGCGCACCUUCUCGACAACACAACCGACAUUUAUGAGGGAGUCGCUGGUCGUCACGUCGCUGCCACGGCAGUGUGUGAGGGUCAACAGCGUCACGUGCCUCCAUUCGCCAUAUGUUGUUCGCCCAUUGACCUACCAGGUGUGGGCAAUGGGCGUGCGAUGAAUGAACGGCACCGCGGGUUUAUUCAGCAUCGCCAGCGCGGUGCCGACACUGCUUCGCGAUCUGGAAAGGGAGGAUUGGCUCCAGGCAGUUGGCAUCUUGGCCGGAGACCUCUCUACUCUUUGCCGUUUCCUUUGGUGGAUCACAGCAUGCUGAGUGACUUAUACCGUGAUACCCCUCAAGAUCAAGAGUUGAGGCGUAUUAUCAACUCUAACGGCCCCGGUGGACCGCUUAUGUCGUCUGAGUGGCCGCCGCGUACGAAGAGUUGUGUGGUAAAAAUGUUGAGGCAGUUGCACGCGAAGGUGUUGCUGCAGCAUCUGCGGGUUGUGAGUUUUGCCCGAAGGGAUCUCUACGGAGUGGUGCGCCUGUUUGACUCGUGGAACGGUAAAGGCAUUCCGCCCCCUGGCGUCAUGUUCGGAUCAUACUACUUCUAUACCAUGUCAAAAUUUGGCAGAGAGAUGUGCCUGAAGCAUAACGGUCGCGAGCGGGCGGGUGGGUUUUGCCGAGGGUGUGACUAUGCCCAGCGGGGUCCCAACUUUAGAUGCCGCUACCAGCACGCUUGCCUCUUUUGCUUGUCCGAUGAUCAUGGGUGGUUUGACGAAACAUGCUGCCAGCGAUAUGUCGCCUUGCAGCAAAAGAUGGUGGAGCUGAGGAUAACUGAUGCCGUGGCCCAAGCGCUCCUUGACGCGCUGGAAACUGAAGAUGAACCCAUUCGCCGCAAGGGGUGA